Messenger RNA from Miscanthus lutarioriparius, 261 nucleotides. NCBI's taxonomy places the organism in Eukaryota, Viridiplantae, Streptophyta, Magnoliopsida, Poales, Poaceae. The record is from the annotation of a GenBank genome assembly.
AUGAUGCAGCAACAGCUACGAAACCACCCGCGCCGCAGCCACAGAUGGAUAAUAUCGCAAACGCCAGAAGGCGACGUCGAAGAAGUCAAGAUCGACCAAAAUGGCGAUGAGGUCGAAGAAGAUGAAGACGGCGAGAUCACUGAGCAAGCAAGAAACCUGAAGACCCUGAAUCAGUACCAGCAAGACAUCCUCAGACUCCAAAACGUGAAGGAGCAGCUGCUCAGGCAAGCCGCUGCCCGUAACAGAGCCGAACAGACAUAG